GCGGGACGGUUCUGCGGGUCCACGCAAACAAAAAGGGAGAGAGAGAGAAGCAGGCUUAUCACGUACCGCGAACAAUGUCGACGACGGAGGUCGGCUCCUCUGGGGGCGGUACAGGCUCGAGUCUUGCUCGGGUAGUGGUUAUUGUGACUGGUGUUUCCUCUCUGGUGGCCUCUUUGUUAUCUUUUGUGUCGAUAUGGCUUCAAACGAAAAACUAUCGCAAACCGCUUCUUCAGCGAUACGUGGUCCGGAUAUUGUUGAUGGUGCCUAUAUAUGCGGCCUCGUCUUGGGCUAGUAUCAUAUCGCUGAGGGCUUCUUAUUUCCUGGACCCGGUCCGUGAUAUAUAUGAGGCAUUUACGAUCUACACGUUCUUCCAACUGCUCAUCAAUUUUCUCGGCGGAGAACGAGCGUUGAUUAUUAUGACCCAUGGCCGCCCCCCGGUCUCGCACGCCUGGCCUCUCAACCACAUCCUCCCGAAACUCGACAUCUCCGAUCCUCAUACCUUCCUUGCCGUCAAGCGAGGCAUCCUCCAAUACGCAUGGCUCAAGCCGAUCCUUGCCCUGGUUUCCAUUGUCAUGAAAGCAACCGACACAUACAAGGAAGGGUACCUUGGUGUGGAUUCCGGAUACCUCUGGACCGGAAUUGUGUACAAUAUUAGUGUUACCGUCAGCCUUUAUUCUCUCGCGAUUUUCUGGGUCUGCCUGCAUGACGACUUGACACCGUUCCGUCCGGUUCCCAAGUUUCUGUGUAUAAAGCUCAUCAUCUUCGCUUCCUACUGGCAAGGGUUCUUUCUGUCGAUCUUGCAGUGGUUGGGCGCGCUGUCGAACGGUGUCGCCGGGUAUACGCCGGACAACCUCGCAGCGGCGAUCCAGGACAGCCUCAUCUGUUUUGAGAUGCCGGUUUUUGCCAUCUCGCACUGGUAUGGCUUCUCGUGGCACGACUAUGCCGAUGCGACCAUCUCCUCGGCUCGCUUGCCCGUGAAAUAUGCGCUCCGAGAUGCCUUUGGCAUCAGAGAUCUCAUUGAAGAUUCGAAGAUGACCUUCAAAGGCGAAACAUACGAAUACCGGUUCUUUGAUUCCGGUGACAACAUCAUCCCGCACGCCGAGUCGGGCUCGCGAGUGAAACGGGUGAUGGACGGGAUGCGAUAUGAGCGUGGAGGGAAAGCCAAGUACUGGAUCCCGAAACCAGGGGAGGCUAAUAGUCGAACCCCGUUGCUGUACGGCGCAGAAUCCAGCCGGUAUGCCCGUGGCGACCGCAGCCGCCAAAGUACUCUAGAACGAUACCGUUCCAACAGUGAGAUCGACGAGACCACGCUCGACGAAGACGAUGAGCGCCUGUUUGCCAAUGCACGAGCGCUCGAAUUCGGCGACUGGAACUAUCCUGUCAUUACAGCGAAUGAAGUGCCCAGAGACCAGCACUUGGGCCCCUCGUCGCGGUCCUACCAAGGGACUCCACGGACAGAUACGGCUCACAAAGCCCGCAGGCAUCGCAAGAGUCGCUCGAGCCGCAGUGGACCCGGGAAUCUGAGUCGCGAAUCGGUUUCCAAUCCAACCAGCAGCAGCAACGCGUCCCGGAAAGAGAGUCCUCAGGCACCAGGGCCCUUGCAGCGUAACCCAAGCUCGUCUCAGUCGAGCAAAUCCCGUCGCAGCCAACGAGUCGACCUUGUAGUCGAGAACCGCGAGGCCGAAGAGGCGGAGCGAGUCCAGACGCAGAAGGAGCUCGGCUCUGCCUGGGCUGAACCUGAGCAUCGGCAUUUCGAGAGACCGUCUGGCGAGCCAGUCGAAGAAGCAUCUCAACCCGACGACACACCCCAAUCUCCUCGCGAUUCAGAUGACGGACAAGCGACCGCGACACCGAGCUCCUGGGCAUAUGGGCCCAUGAACGACGACAACGUGUGGGACAGAUAAAA
Messenger RNA from Penicilliopsis zonata CBS 506.65, 1906 nucleotides. RefSeq lists its product as hypothetical. The record is from RefSeq and is a predicted model, not a curated record. Bases 75 to 1904 code for a protein of 609 amino acids. Gene Ontology annotation, molecular function: transporter activity. Lineage: Eukaryota; Fungi; Ascomycota; Eurotiomycetes; Eurotiales; Aspergillaceae. Gene Ontology annotation, biological process: transport. The transcript has 7 exons.